GCCAAAAUCAGGAAGUGACGCAAUUAAAUAAACACGGCAACCUGUCAUCACAGGUGAUAUGGAAAUAGAAAUGCGGAGUAGCUAAUGUAAAAAAAACCGAUUACCAAGCGUGGGAACGUUCAGACGAAUCCCUCCUUAUUGAUAUAUCGCAACAAUAUCUUCAUUACCCGAAACAGCUUACCAAGUACCCGGCAAGCUUGCGAACUACAAAGUAAACAAUUUGAGUGCGAAGACCAGCAAUGUUUACAGACAUGGACUAUGAGCUGGAAGAGGACAAACUAGGGAUUCCCACUGUUCCAGGAACAGUGUCCCUGAAGAAGGAUGCACAGAACCUCAUAGGGAUCAGCAUCGGAGGGGGCGCCCAGUACUGCCCCUGUCUCUACAUAGUACAGGUGUUUGACAACACCCCAGCGGCACUGGAGGGGACUCUGGCUGCUGGAGAUGAGAUCACCGGGGUGAAUGGUAAACCGGUGAAGGGGAAGACCAAGGUGGAGGUGGCUAAGAUGAUCCAGGCCGUCCAGGGUGAAGCCACAAUUCACUACAACAAGCUGCAGGCUGACCCCAAACAGGGGAAGUCACUGGACAUCGUGCUGAAGAAGGUGAAACACCGGCUGGUGGAGAACAUGAGCUCAGGGACGGCCGACGCCCUGGGACUGAGCAGAGCCAUACUGUGUAACGAUGGGCUGGUGAAAAGACUGGAAGAGCUGGAGAAAACAGCCGAGUUGUACAAAGGUUUAAUGGAGCACACUAAGAGGCUACUCAGGGCGUUCUUCGAACUCUCUCAGACUCACAGAGCGUUUGGGGACGUGUUCUCGGUGAUCGGGGUGAGGGAGCCCCAGGCUGCAGCCAGCGAGGCCUUCGUGAAGUUCGCCGAGGCCCAUCGCAGCAUCGAGAAGUUCGGCAUCCGGCUGCUGAAGACCAUCAAGCCUAUGCUUCAUGACCUGAACACCUACCUUCAUAAGGCCAUCCCAGACACCAAGCUGACCAUCCGCAAGUAUCUGGACGUCAAGUUCGAGUACCUGUCCUACUGCUUGAAGGUGAAGGAGAUGGAUGAUGAGGAGUACAGCUGCAUCGCCAUGGGGGAGCCUCUGUACCGGGUCAGCACUGGAAACUAUGAGUACCGGCUGGUGCUGCGCUGCCGGCAGGAGGCCCGAGCCCGCUUCGCCAAGAUGAGGAAGGACGUGCUGGAGAAGAUCGAGCUGCUGGACCAGAAACACGUCCAGGACAUCGUGUUCCAGCUGCAGCGCUUCGUUUCGGGCAUGUCCCACUACUACGACGAGUGCUACACGGUGCUGAAAGAGGCGGACGUCUUCCCCAUCGAGGUGGACCUGUCCCGCACCAUGAUCAACUACGGCAGCCAGGCGCACUCCUACACGGACGAAGACGAGGAAGAGGAGGAGGAGGAGGAGGGAGGAGGAGGCGGGGGGGCGCAGGAGGGCCUCUCCGGCGGGCAGCAGGCGGAGAACGGCGCGGAGAAACUGAUCGAUGACGAAUGAGCGGAGACGUGGUUCAGGCCCUGAGACACUGCCACCGUUCCUCCUGAUGACUGGCGCCCUGUAUCAGCGUAUCUACAGUAACACCCUGCCCUCCGGAGAAUUCACGAUUCCAAAGCUAUUUUUCCCCCGAUUGGACCGGAGAGUGUUCGGCACCGCUAAUGACCGGUCACACCCCGCCCGACUCCACUGUAAUUAACCCCCACAACCAAGGGUCAUCUUCCCCAACACUCUUUCGGUUAACUUUUAUUUUAAAUCCAGUUCAGUUAUUCUAACUGCCAGCCUUAGUACUCUCGGUCUAAUUCGACUCCUUAGGAGGAAAGUUGACGGUUUCGUUCUGCCAAUCAGAUUCUAGCCUUGCAGGUGCUUGUCUUCAAACCCUAAUCACCUGUUCGCCUCAUUAAUUGCGCCUUAAGUGGAGCAGAGCAUUGGUCUCCAACUAAAGCUCUCUCUCGCCAUUGGAGCAUACAGCGAGUGCGAGAGUGCAUGCUGCUUAGCAUUAACCAAUCACUGAAGUGUGCUUGUCUGUAGCUGUUAAGGAUUAAAGUACGUAGUGACCAAAACAGCCCCCAUCACCUGCAGUUCAAAGGAAUGUAGGUGGUCACACAACGAUAAAAAGCAGCCUGGCAAAAUAAUGGCGAGAUCACCAAAAAUGAGGUGAAUAAUAGUGAAUAAUGCUAACCAGCCGCAGAGGGUUUAAGAUGGCAGCUGAAGGCCCUAGGGCCUGCAAUAUCGGAGCUGAUUUGACAGGUGAGGUGACCUCAUCUGGAGCAACCAUAAUCCUGCGAAUGGUUUUGUUUAUACCUCGUGACCUGCUGUCCUGAGUGAUGUCAGGGUGCCAUUGCGUCCUGCAGUUUCCAUGGAUACGAGCUGACCGCCGCCCUUAGUGAUCCGUUGCUAAGGCUCUGAGAUUAAAUAAAUUAUGUGCAGCAGACACCACACACACUGGCCCUUCUUCUGGCAGCAGGUGAAGGGGUCAUGCAUUUUAGGGGUUUGUUAACCCUCAGUCUCAUACUCAAUUUUACCAAAAAGGGCCGGUGUGGGUGCAGGGCUUUGUUCCAACCAAGCAGUUAUACACCAGAUUCUACUAAUAAACCAUGAGAGUCUUUGCUAAGCAUCUUAAUUAGUACCCACAGGCUUUUGUUUGAAGAUUGAAUGGACUACAUAAUGGUCAGACUAGCUAGGUGGAGUUGCCCUACCUGUAAUCAAUGUGAAUGUGAGGUUACUGUUCAUGUUCUCUCCACUGAGUUUGGUUGAUGGGUCAUUUAGACACGGUAGACAAUUUGUGUUCUUCUAAAAAAAAAAAAACUCUGGGGGGAAAAAACUAGAAAGGGACUCAAAGCAGAGCUAGUUCAGUUUAAAUUCACCAGCAGAAAUUUACCAGACCAAACUGAAGAGUACAUAACAAAUAUGCAUUAUUAUUCCAUUUCAUCAAAAGGCAUGUGUCCUCUGCGGCUAGACUGCAGUUUUUAUUCAGUGAUCGUACCAUACAUGACCCCACAGCACAGCUUUCACCAUGCGACUGUCACACUAUCCUUCACCAAUCACAGUGAUGGAUGGAGUUACAGUCUGUCCAAUCGGUGCUCAGCAAUGUUACUGUGUGGCAGCACAUCGAGCCACAGGGACCCACACGUAUGUUAUACUUCCCCUCUUACCCUCCAUGAGCUCUGCCCGGCUUAAUCUGGACCAAAUCAGUGAUUAAUCCACACAGGCACUUGGUGAUUUGCUGGGAGCUUCAGUGUGCUGCUGUUUUGACAAGCUGUUGUGGUAACUUUGUACAUCUGCCCCUAAUUGCCUUUCUAUUUAUUUUACUUUAUUUACUGUAUGGGUACUCCAGAGAGAAGGAGAGAUCUAUGGAUUAAACAACAAAUGCAGUGCAGGCAUGUAUGUACUGAUUAACUGGGCUGUAUCUCACUGAUGCUUCUGUAAGGGACCUUUGUUGUAUUAAUUUGCUUUAUGGCUUUAUGGAUAGAGGACCAGUUUCUGUGGUUAAGCUUUAAUCCAAUGUGACCCUUCUCUGUUACAAACCGGAGGACCAUAACCGAUUAACCCCCCCCACAAGGUCAAUUUAACAUGCAAACACUAUUUCAAUAAUAUCAUGAAAAAGACUUAUUGUGCUUUGUUGUGGGUGUUUCUUUUGUGUUUUUGCCAUUGUCUCUGUUUGGGCACGAUGGAAAUGUCUUACCGGAAUAGUGUGUAUAAAAAAAAAAAAGAAACGGUGAUUAUUUAUUAUUCCAGAUAUCAGACUUAUAAUAAAGUAUUUCCUCAUUACGA
Molecule: messenger RNA, 3767 nt
Organism: Conger conger (European conger)
Lineage: Eukaryota; Metazoa; Chordata; Actinopteri; Anguilliformes; Congridae
Gene: pick1
Product: protein interacting with prkca 1
Exons: 13
Coding region: 240-1496 (418 amino acids)
Biological process (GO): intracellular protein transport; positive regulation of receptor internalization; receptor clustering
Cellular component (GO): neuron projection; postsynaptic early endosome; trans-Golgi network membrane
Molecular function (GO): phospholipid binding; protein domain specific binding; protein kinase C binding
Source: RefSeq, a predicted model, not a curated record